GGUAACUUAGCUGGUAACUUGGCUGGUAAUUUAGCUCGAGGGCUAAGAAAGUUUAAAGAAACUAAAUUUCUUUGCACUCCGUACCCGCAGAGUCGCAGACAUAUUAUACAUAUAUGCACGAUACUUUAACCAAUAGGGACCUAAGAGUAGUAAUACCAUGUAGUAAUUGCCGGGGCCCCUUUCUAACUCGACUAGCCGAUCAGCCUCCGGAUCAUCACGGGUUAAAUACUACCGAAAGAAAGCUACUAACCAGGUUACCUCUACUAUGUACCUACUUACUUUAACUUACCUAAGAAAGUAUUUAGAGCUUCUCAAUUAGAUUAUGUUAUAGAAUAUAAGAAAGGUGUACUUGCGUAUCUAGCAGUGUUUUUUUGAAGAUGUCGGGAAAGCUUAUCAGUGCACAGGAAGUCGUGAAGCACACGUCACCCGAGAGUUGCUGGGUGAUACUAUACGGACAUGUCUAUGACGUGACCGAUUUCUUGACAUCCCAUCCGGGAGGUUCCAAGAUUAUCCUACAGCUCGCAGGUCGGGAUGCGACGGAGGAGUAUGACCCUAUACAUCCUCCGGGAACACUAGAGGAGAAUCUCAAGCCCGAAGCCAAGUUGGGUCAGGUCGAUCCCGAGACUGUGAUCCAAACUGACAACACGGAGCCCAAAGAGGAAGAGAAGGAAGAUGAGGGCCCGCCUCCGAUGGAGAACCUGCUAAAUCUCGACGAGAUCGAGGAGGUGGCUACGAAGCGCAUGCCCCACAAGGCAUGGGCGUACUACUACUCAUCCAGCGACGACACGUUUUCCAAGUCGUUUAACAACGCUGUCUACAGGGACAUCCUACUACGGCCGCGGGUCUUCGUCGACUGCACCAACUGCGACACCUCCACGACCCUGCUAGGCCAGAAAGUCGACGUCCCCAUCUUCGUGGCCCCGGCGGCGAUGGCGCGGCUAGGCCACCCGGACGGCGAAGCCGGGAUCGCGCGCGCUUGCGGCAAGUUCGGCGCGAUGCAGAUCAUCUCGAACAACGCGUCGAUGACACCCCAGCAGAUCGUGGCGGACGCACAACCGGGCCAGAUGUUCGGGUGGCAGCUGUACGUGCAGAAGGACCGCGCCAAGAGCGAGGCCAUGCUGCGCCGCAUCAACGCCCUCCCCGACCAGUUCAAGUUCAUCUGCCUGACCCUCGACGCCCCCGUCCCCGGCAAGCGCGAGCUCGACGAGCGCCAGAGCUUCAAGAGCGCCGUCAAAGUCGCCUCCGGCGUCAAGGGAGCCGACGAGCCCAGCCGCCCGGGAGGUGGCGGUGUCGGCCAGCAGCUCUUCUGGGGCACCGCGUCCGACCUCACCUGGAAGACGGCGCUGGCGUGGCUGAAGCAGCACACAGACCUGCCGAUCGUGCUGAAGGGCGUGCAGACGCAUGAGGACGCGCUGCUGGCGGCCCGUCACGCGCCGCAGGUCAAGGCCAUCAUCUUAUCAAACCACGGCGGCCGCGCGCUCGAUACGGCGCCGCCUGCCGUCCACACGCUGCUCGAGAUCCGCAAGUACUGCCCCCAGGUUUUCGACCACAUCGAGGUCUGGGUCGACGGCGGCAUCAAGCGCGGCACCGAUGUCGUCAAGGCGCUGUGUCUGGGCGCCAAGGGCGUGGGGCUGGGACGCGCGGCGCUGUUUGGGCUCGGCGCGGGCGGGGAGAGGGGCGUCGAGAGGGUGCUGGAGAUUCUGAAGGCAGAAACCGAGACGUGUAUGAGGCUGCUCGGGGUGGAGAAAGUGAGCGAGUUGGGGCCGAGACAUAUCAACUCGAGGAAGGUCGAAAGGGAUAUAUUCGACGGAGGGGCCGGGCUCGAGAACUUUGGGCUGUGGGAUAAGGUUAGGUCGAAGUUGUGAGGAACAUGUCUGCCUAGGUAUCUACUAGCCCAGGUCCCAGGUGGAUUCUAGAUCUAUCCCCUGCUUAGGAACUUUUGUAUUCUUCUAGAAUAGGUAUGUAUCUAGGGUGGAGUGGUGGUAGGUAGAUAUGUGUUUGCUUGUUUGUUUGGGUAGUUAUCUGCUUGUUUCAGUUUUGGAUAUAAUUUAGCAUGGCUCGAUAGCGAUGAUUAGAGAUUCCAUAUAUCUAUAUACCUUUCAACACUAACUACCAAC
Hypoxylon fragiforme is the source of this 2117-nucleotide messenger RNA. Its product is annotated as FMN-dependent dehydrogenase-domain-containing protein. Lineage: Eukaryota; Fungi; Ascomycota; Sordariomycetes; Xylariales; Hypoxylaceae. Gene Ontology annotation, molecular function: heme binding; oxidoreductase activity. Bases 378 to 1865 code for a protein of 495 amino acids. The record is from RefSeq and is a predicted model, not a curated record. The transcript is spliced from 5 exons.